Messenger RNA from Adineta ricciae, 221 nucleotides. The record is from the annotation of a GenBank genome assembly. NCBI's taxonomy places the organism in Eukaryota, Metazoa, Rotifera, Eurotatoria, Adinetida, Adinetidae.
AUGAAACUUUGGCGAGAUAAAGCAAAACAAUCCUCACCUGCCCAACUAACUCAUAAUAUUGUUCCUCUUGAUAUCCAGCAAGUUCCGACGAAGUAAAAGAUGCUGCCUUUCUUUUACAUGCAUCCAAAGCGUAUAGUUUGAUUAAAUUUUCUAAUUCAAGACAGAUAUCGUAGAAGCUUACAUCAUGUUUACCACCUCUGUUGUCUUCGAAAAAUAACAGG